GCAUUUUUCCACAGUGAAAACACACUUGACAUGGUUAUUUACACCAUAUCCUAGCAGCUGCAAGCUAUCACCACAAAAUUAAAACGUGUGGGUCUUUGUUAACUUUGGCGUGAUCAGAUUGCUUUUGCUUAUUAUAUAUGCUUCAUAUAUAUUCACCUAAUUCACAAUUGCCCAAAUGUCUAAAAAUAAAGUAAAAUGAAUGAACCCAAAUUAUUAGAUAUUAGAUCCUGUUUAUGCUCCUUCAAUUGUCAAUAAAAACAUUGAAUACCUGUCAAGAACGCUGCAAGCGGGUCUCAUAUUUCACAUUGAAGGUAGGUCAAGUCAUCCCUUCGGAAAACUUUAUAACCUGCAAAUGGAACGUAGGCCCCCAGGAACGCAACCGCGUUGACGAAACUUAUGCAAUUGUGCGUGUUGUAUGGGCACUUGAGCAACAUGGAUUCAUUGUUGCUCUAAUCAGCACAGGUGUGAUGAAGAUCAAGAUGCUUUUCUUUCGCAAUAAUGGAGAUCAGUUUUUACAAGUAAAGCAUAUAUUGACAGUUGAAAAUUGUAUAUUGCAAAACUAUGGAGGUUUGUUUAUAACAAGUAAUUAAUUAAAAUUAUCCUCAGCUUUUGCUUUAUGAUUUUACUUUUUAUCUAAAAUUUUUGCCUCUUUAACAUC
Messenger RNA from Durio zibethinus, 658 nucleotides. The record is from RefSeq and is a predicted model, not a curated record. NCBI's taxonomy places the organism in Eukaryota, Viridiplantae, Streptophyta, Magnoliopsida, Malvales, Malvaceae.